AUGGACACAGGAAUUGUACCAGAAAAGAAAAGGGUGAGCUCGGAGCGGAGAAAGGAGAAGUCGAGGGAUGCGGCGCGAUGCCGGCGUGGAAAGGAGUCGGAGGUGUUCUACGAGCUGGCACAGGAGCUGCCGCUGCCCCACAGUGUCACCUCCGGCCUGGACAAGGCCUCCAUAAUGAGGCUCAUCAUCAGCUACCUGUGCAUGAGAAAACUGCUCCACAACGAUGAGCCGGUGACAGAGGAGGAAACUGAGCUGGAAUCACAGAUAAACAGCGCCUACCUAAAGGCUUUGGACGGCUUUCUUUUGGUCCUGUCGGAAGAUGGAGAUAUGAUCUAUCUCUCCGAGAAUGUUAACAAGUGUCUCGGGAUGGCACAGUUUGACCUGACUGGACAAAGUGUCUUUGACUUCAUACAUCCCUGCGACCAGGAAGAGCUGAGGGAGAUGCUGGUCCACAAAACCGGCUCCAAAAAGGCCAAGGAGGCAGACACGAAGCGCAGCUUCUUCCUGCGAAUGAAAUGCACUCUCACCAAUAGGGGGCGCACUGUCAACGUCAAAUCAGCUACAUGGAAGGUGCUCCACUGCUCUGGUCAUGUGCGUGUACAUGACAACCCCACCGAGGAGACCUCCAACGGGCACAAGGAGCCCCCAGCCCCCUACCUGGUUCUGAUCUGUGAUCCCAUCCAACAUCCCUCCAACAUUGAGGUCCCUCUUGACACCAAGACUUUUCUCAGCCGCCAUACGAUGGACAUGAAGUUCACGUACUGCGAUGAAAGGAUCACUGAGCUCAUGGGAUAUGAUCCAGAGGACCUGUUGGAUCGUUCUGUGUACGAGUACUAUCAUGCUCUGGACUCGGACCAUCUUAACAAGACUCACCACAACUUGUUUGCAAAGGGCCAAGUCAGCACAGGCCAGUACCGGAUGUUGGCCAAGAGAGGAGGCUUUGUGUGGGUGGAAACUCAAGCCACUAUCAUCUACAACAACAAGAACUCCCAGCCACAGUGUGUUGUCUGUGUCAACUUUGUGCUCAGUGGCAUCUAGGAGGAGAAACUGAUACUGUCCAUGGAUCAAAUCGAGGAUGUGAAGCCAGUGACGGAGGAGCUGCUGCAGCGGGCAGAAAAGGAAGUUGCUGAGAGCAGCCAGCCCAACUUGUCUCAGUCCCCGCUCAAGGACGAGGAGAAGAGCCCGGAGCUGGAUGUGAUCAAACUGUUCACACGGGCAGCAGAGGUCGACUCUCCAGCCAGCCUGUACGACCAGCUGAAGGCGGAGCCGGAGGCCCUCACUCUGCUGGCCCCCGCUGCUGGAGACGCCGUCAUCUCCCUGGACUUCAGCUGCCCUGAGUCCGAGAUCCUGUUGGUGAAGGAGGUCCCCCUGUACAAUGAUGUAAUGCUUCCCUCCACCGGCGACCAGUUGACUCCGCCUCUCUCCCCUCUGCCGCUGAGCGAGACUCUCCGUGUCACCGCCGUCAGCUCUGAGGAUGCUAAAGCUAAGAGCUACGCUCCAGCCCGGUCCACCUCAUCGGCCAUCCACCGCUCCUCAAAGGCCGACAGUCCGCUGGACUUUUGUUACCCCAUGGACUCAGAGAUGAGCUCAGAUUUCAAACUAGACUUGGUGGAGAGGCUGUUUGCAAUUGAUACAGAGACCAAGACCCCCUUCACCACCCAGGCAAUGGAAGACUUGGAUCUGGAGAUGUUAGCUCCUUACAUCCCUAUGGAUGAUGACUUCCAGCUGCGCAGUCUGACCCCGGAAGAGUCUUUGUCUAGUGGAUCAGUCAAAUCCCUUCAAGGUUCUCCAGUCCACGUGGCACAGGACAUCCACAGCUAUCCCAGCUCCCCAUUCAGUGCACCAGGCAGUCGCACAGCUUCACCAGCACCGCUUCAAGCCCCUCAGCCGGCCACCAUCGCUGCCAAGAGAAUCCCGCAGCCGGACAAAGAGGUCUCGCUCAUGACCCUGGCAGCUGCAAAUUCCCAACGCAAAAGGAAGCUGGGUGAUGCAAUACAGACUAUUGGACAGAAGACGUUGCCUCUGGAACAGGUGGAGCAGGGCAAAAAGCUGAAGGCCUCGCCGUCAGAAACGACCAGGACCAUAUUUCUGCUGCCGUCAGAUUUGGCGAGUCGUCUUCUGGGAAGCACAUCGGACGGCACCAGUUCCCCUUUCACCCUGCCACAGCUCACCCGCUACGACUGCGAGGUCAACGCCCCCCUGCAGGGUCGUCAGUCCCUGCUGCAGGGAGAGGAGCUGCUGUGCGCUCUGGACCUCGUCAACGCAAUUUAA
Molecule: messenger RNA, 2271 nt
Organism: Gasterosteus aculeatus aculeatus (three-spined stickleback)
Lineage: Eukaryota; Metazoa; Chordata; Actinopteri; Perciformes; Gasterosteidae
Gene: hif1aa
Product: hypoxia inducible factor 1 subunit alpha a
Biological process (GO): cellular response to hypoxia; regulation of transcription by RNA polymerase II
Molecular function (GO): DNA-binding transcription factor activity, RNA polymerase II-specific; protein dimerization activity; RNA polymerase II transcription regulatory region sequence-specific DNA binding
Source: RefSeq, marked provisional